This is a messenger RNA of Rhinocladiella mackenziei CBS 650.93, 1569 nucleotides long. RefSeq lists its product as uncharacterized. The record is from RefSeq and is a predicted model, not a curated record. Bases 1 to 1569 code for a protein of 522 amino acids. Gene Ontology annotation, molecular function: transmembrane transporter activity. NCBI's taxonomy places the organism in Eukaryota, Fungi, Ascomycota, Eurotiomycetes, Chaetothyriales, Herpotrichiellaceae. Gene Ontology annotation, cellular component: membrane. The transcript is spliced from 3 exons. Gene Ontology annotation, biological process: transmembrane transport.
AUGGCGUCUAAAGAUCGGAACGUUGAGGAGCGUCAGGUUGACUCUGGUGUCCGACAGUCUCUUCACGACUCGAUUGACGAAAAGGCCAAUGCCAUGCAUACUGAAACCUUUCAUGAAGCUGCUGAGCGAGGUCAUACUGCCACCGACAAGUACGGUCAUUCCCUCGUCGCCUUCGACCCCAAGGCCGAAUCCAGACUGCGCUGGAAGAUCGACCUGUAUGUUAUCCCGACCGUCUCUCUUCUUUACCUGUUUUGUUUCAUUGAUCGAGCAAAUAUCGGAAAUGCCAAACUCGCCGGUUUCGAGAAAGACCUCAAUUUGACCGGUUACGACUACAAUACCGUUCUGACCUUCUUUUACAUCAGCUACAUUAUCUUCGAACUGCCUUCCAAUAUGGCGUGCAAAUAUUUUGGGCCUGGCUGGUUUAUCCCGGCCAUCUCUUUGGGUUUUGGGAUUUGCUCGAUCUGCACCGCUUUUGUCCACGAUUUUUCGGCGGCCGCGGGUGUGCGUUUCCUUCUCGGUAUGUUUGAGGCUGGCAUGCUUCCUGGCAUCGCCUACUACAUGUCCAGAUGGUAUAGACGAAGCGAACUGGCAUUUCGACUCUCGCUCUACAUCGUCAUGGCCCCCCUCGCGGGCGCCUUUGGAGGUCUGCUCGCGUCUGCAAUUCUCUCUCUUGACCAUUUCGGAGGUCUUCAUGACUGGCGUAUGAUCUUCGCCAUCGAAGGCAUCAUCACCUGUGGUCUCUCUCUCAUUUCCUUCGUCACGUUGACCGACCGACCCGUCACGGCGAGAUGGCUGAGCCAGGAGGAAAAGGACCUCGCCAUCGCUCGUGUGAAGUCCGAGCGUGUUGGAACCACCGAAGUGCUCGAUAAACUGGACACCCCCAAGAUCCUCCGCGGGGUCUUCAGCCCCGUCACCCUCGCGACAUCCUUCAUCUUCCUCCUCAACAACAUCACCGUCCAGGGUCUUGCAUUCUUCCUCCCCACCAUCGUCAAGACCAUCUACCCGGAAAACUCCGUCGUCUCACAACAACUACACACCGUGCCGCCCUACGUCGUCGGCGCUUUCUUCGUCAUCCUCUUCCCCUGGCUCUCCUGGCGUUACGAUCGACGCAACAUCUUCUUCAUCCUCUCCGCCCCGCUCUUGAUGUGCGGCUACAUCAUGUUCCUCGCCAGCACGGACUCGCACGUCCGCUACGGCGCGACCUUCCUCAUCGCCGCCGGGGCCUUUCCCUACGGCUCUCUCUGCAACGCCCAAGUAUCCGCCAACGUGGUCUCCGAUACCGCUCGCUCCGCCGCCAUCGGCACAGACGUCAUGUUCGGCAAUGUCGGCGGCUUGGUCUCGACUUGGUCGUUCCUCCCCUUCGACGGGCCCAACUAUCAUAUCGGCAACGGACUGAAUCUAGCCACCUCGUCGACGAUUUUGAUCUGUUCGAUCUUGCUGCUCUUCUGGAUGAUUGCCGACAACAAGAGGCGUGACAAGAAGGAUGUCGAUGCCGAGUUGGAUGGCCUUUCGACGAAGCAGGUCCAGGAUCUCGAUUGGCGCCAUCCUGCGUUCAGAUGGAGGCCAUGA